This is a messenger RNA of Monopterus albus (swamp eel), 4479 nucleotides long. RefSeq names its product zinc finger, BED-type containing 4 (gene zbed4). The record is from RefSeq and is a predicted model, not a curated record. Gene Ontology annotation, molecular function: DNA binding; protein dimerization activity. Bases 486 to 4262 code for a protein of 1258 amino acids. The transcript is spliced from 2 exons. Lineage: Eukaryota; Metazoa; Chordata; Actinopteri; Synbranchiformes; Synbranchidae.
UAAUAUUAACAAUAGAAGCCGAAAUAUAAGUGGAAAAUCAAGGCAAAGCACAGUGUUGCGUGACAUAUGCUAAAAUCUAAGCCCCUUCGCCAUACUGAAGAUCCUGCGCCUGGUGACAUCAUUAAAACGUGUUCCUUCCGUCCGACGCUGUGUGGAGCUGCUUCGGCCGAAUGUGAACUGCUAGCAAACCAGGAGACAAAAGCAACAAAGUGAACCCCCCUCUGGUUCAAUCAAAUGUGUCAUAUUUAACUGUUUAGGAGCCGAAACCUAGUGAUCACAUCGUCAUACUUCACAGUUGUGGGUGGAGAGGUGGAACUUCAGUCAUAAAUGGAGAGGGACAAGCAGACACCCUGUGUCCUGGACAGCCACAUACACAUUACUACACCUGCUUGAGAGCUGCUGUAUUGAUGACUACACUUAGGAAAAAGUGAAUAUAUUUGACAACGCAGACCUGACUAUUCUACAGAAACCCUCGGGCUGCAGCCAUGGAUGUGAAAGAUGAGGUCUUUGAUAUGAGUGUGGAUAUGAUCAGUGAACCUAAUGGCUCCAUAGAAAUUAAAAAAAGAGAGGCAAAAGGGACCUGCUUGAAAAUUGAGGGACAGGAUGGGUACGUGUUCAAAUCCUAUAGCAUAAACCCUCAUGAGCCUAUGGACGCAAUGUCACCUGCUUGUUCCUCAACGCUGGAUAAGGACUCUCCCCAUUCUCUCCACUUAUCUUCUCAGGGUGAAAAACAGUUUGACUCAGAUGAAGCAAAAGGGAUUGAUACAGCUUCCCCGACUCUUUUAAACAAAUGCCUAAAUACUGAUGCUGAGGAAAAUACAGACAAUGAAAAGUAUGAAAAUGCUAAUGAAGCAAGUCAACAUAUCAAAGAGGAGAGUGGGGAUGCAAAUGGAAAUGAUGAAGAAACACAAGAUGAUGACAGACUCGCAUUUGGUAGCUCUGUUGGUCCUUUUGUAACUAGAGAUGGUGAUGAGUAUAGUAAUUUACUAAGUGGAUACACAAGCACCCUUUAUGAUGUUGCCAUGGACGCUGUCACUCAGAGCCUUCUGUCAUCUAUGAGGAGUCACACCAACCCAAGAAAAAAAUCUCCUGCAUGGAAUCAUUUCUGCAUAUCACCACGAGACAGUACCAAAGCAAUCUGUUUAUACUGUAUGAAAGAGUUCAGUCGGGGUAAGAACGAGAAAGACCUCAGUACAAGUUGUUUAAUGAGGCAUGUGCGAAGGGCUCAUCCCACUGUGCUUUUACAAGAAGGAGUAGAUGCAUCCUCAAAUAAUCUGACUAGCUCCCUUGCCUCAUCUUUGAUACCUCCAUCCCCAAACUCACCAAAAAACGGAGACUUGACAAAUAGCAUCAUUACUCCUGCCUCAAAGAACACUUCACCGUCCACCUCCUCAGCUGAAAAUUCAGAGACAUCAUCCAAAGACGUGUUACCAAAAGUUGAACCAAAACUAGAACUGUAUGCCAACAAUGACACUGUUUGCAGCACACUCCCAUCCUCACAUUCCAGUGAAAGCAACCUUGAAGACAUGUCAGAUGGAGGGCCUGAGCGCCUACCCGGGACCCCAAAAAGCUCUAGUUCUCGUCGGAGAUCAGCCGUAUGGAAACACUUCUACCUGUCACCUGCAGACAGUUCUAAAGCAGUGUGUAUCCACUGCAUGAAUGAGUUCAGUAGGGGUAAAAAUGGUAAGGAUCUAGGGACAAGCUGUCUUAUUCGUCAUAUGUGGAGGGCUCACAAAGAGGUUGUCAUUGAGGAAAAUGGGCAGGGCAAUCACAUUCCCCCACCUUAUACAAAUCCACCCUCACUUUUGUCCCGAACACAACUACAGGAUCAGCUGGAACUAAAAAAAGAGUCACCAUUUCUUCCAUCCUCACCAGAAACCAUAUCAGAUGAAUUACCCCAGAGCAUGGAGGAAACCAUGGAUAUCAAGGAGGAAUCUGAGGUGAUGCAUCUCUCAGGGCACAAAUCCUCACUCAAUCUCUCCUUCAAAAUUCAGGGGGAGGAUACACCCCUGACUUCCUCACCGUGUGAUCUCUCUGAGGGCAGCAGUCUAAACCAGGAUCAUUCAGUUUUUCAGCAAAACAAGAAGAUCAUGAAACGGGUGAAAUCUGAAGUGUGGCACCAUUUCAUAGUGUCACCAGUUGACCAGUUAAAAGCACUGUGCCGUUACUGUCCAUGCGUCAUCAGUCGGGGGAAACGGGGCGACUUUGGUACAAGCUGUCUGAUGAGGCAUCUUAUGAGGCGUCAUCCUGACGUUCUCAAAAACCAAAAAAGCACAGAUGAGAAGGAAUCCUCCCCUCAUCCUUAUACCAAUCUCACUGCAACAGACACAGUUUCAACCAAAGAAACUGAGAGCCCUGCCGGUGAGAAGAAGCCUCAAACCCUGCCUGUUUUUAGUAAAAAGACAUCAAAACUGUGGAACCAUUUCUCUAUUUCACCUGCUGACCCCACAAAGGUAGUUUGUUUGCACUGUAGCCGCACAAUUAGCAGAGGCAAAAAGACUACAAACCUUGGCACAAGCUGCCUUUUCAGGCACAUGCAAAGGUUUCAUGGACAUGUUCUUGAAAGUAACAAUACUAUCUCAGGUGAUGUGCUAUCUGCUGAAAUUCAUGUUAAACAAGAGCUCAUGGACACUUCUGUUUUUGAAGCAGAGCAGAACAGUGAGAGGUUUGAUGAACACCACCCGGUUGCCAAAAAAAUCACCAAACUUAUUGCAGAAAUGCUCGCACUGGAUCUCCAGCCAUCAACUAUGGUAGAGAAUGCUGGACUGAACAGACUGCUAGAGUACCUCCAGCCUCAGUAUUCUCUACCAUCUUCUUCUUAUUUUACCAGCACUGCCAUACCAGACAUGUAUGAAAAGGUGAAGGAUGUUGUGCUGGCCCAUCUGAAAGAGGCUGAAGGUAGUGUUGUCCACUUUACAACUAGUAUUUGGGUCAGUAGCCAGACAAGGGAAUACCUGACCCUCACUGCCCACUGGGCGACGUACGAGUCAAGUGUCAGACCCCAGGGCCAGGACUUUCACUGCUCUGCUCUCCUAAGUGUCUCACAAAUAGACUGUGAUCAUGAUAUGCAUAACAUCCCAAAGCAGCUUGAAUAUCUGUGGGACUCCUGGAUCAACUCAUCAGGGCUGAAAAAAGGGUUCACUGUAACUGAUAACACCACAAUUAAAAACACCUUGGAGGACCAUGGCCAUGUCACCAUGCAGUGUUUUGGACACACCAUAGACCUCAUUGUUAGCGAAGCCAUAAAGAGCCAGAGAAUGGUUCAGAACCUUCUGAGUAUUGCACGAAAGAUAUGUGAACGUGUGCAUCGCUCAGCAAAGGCCAAGGAGAAGCUGGCUGAGCUCCAGAGGACUCACCAGCUGCCAGAGAACCAGCUGAUUCAGGAUAUUCCCUCCAAAUGGAGAACCUCCUUUUUCAUGUUGGAACGACUGGUGGAGCAGAAGAAAGCUAUUGACGAGAUGUCAAUAGAGUGCAAUUUCAGGGAAAUGAUUAGCUGCGAUCAGUGGGAAGUGAUGCAGUCAGUCUGCAAUGCACUAAAGCCUUUUGAAGUCGCCUGCAGGGAGAUGAGCAAUCACACUGCCACUCUGGGACAAGUGAUACCACUCAUUCACAUCCUCAAUAGAAAAAUAGACCUGCUGUUUGAUGAGACUGUGGGCAUAGAUAACAUGCUCAAGUCUCUAAAAGAAGCCAUGGUGAGCAGAAUGUCCACAACUCUGCAUGACCCACGAUACACCUGGGCGACAAUGCUGGACCCACGAUACAAGACUUCAUUGUUCACAGAGGAAGAAGCGGAGCAAUGUAAACAAGAUCUGAUUCAGGAGCUGGACUUGUCCUCUUCUACCUCAGUUGCAGUUAAGCCUCCACUGCCCAAUGGCUGCAACGAGGCCGCCGUUUCAUCUAACACCUCCCACUCAAACAAGGACAACCUCUGGUCUCUAAUGGCUGACAUCCGACAAAAGAUAAAACACGAGGAGAAGCCAAAGUCCUCAGAGUUAGCAGUGCUGGAGUACCUUGAGGAAGACAUACUUGAUCAAAGCUGUGACCCCCUCGACUAUUGGAACCUAAAAAAGUUCCUGUGGCCCGAUCUUGCCAAAGUAGCUGCCCGUUAUGUGGGCUGCCCUCCCAGCAUUGUCCCAGUAGAGACACUGUUCAGCACAGCUAGUGUCAAUUGUGCCCUGAAUCAGCCCAGGCCUUUACUGGAAAACAUAGAGGGUCUGCUGUUCCUCAAGGUCAAUCUCCCUUUGAUUUAUUUUCAGUACUGAUUAUUAUUGAGUAUUAACUUGAAAACCCUUUAUCAAGGACCAAGUUGCUUAGCUGUGAAAUUGAUUUUUUUUUUUUCCUUCUAUUGGACAAAAUGUAAAAUACUGAUUUAUACACUGAUUGAUUCUCAAUGCAAAAGGCCAGAUUAAGGUUUUAUUAUAUUCUACAUACUACUGUUAAACACUUUGGAGCGGCUGUGAUGAAAAAUCUCAGUCAGAA